This is a messenger RNA of Electrophorus electricus (electric eel), 3584 nucleotides long. It is a transcript of the gene lrif1, whose product is annotated as ligand dependent nuclear receptor interacting factor 1. The record is from RefSeq and is a predicted model, not a curated record. Gene Ontology annotation, biological process: regulation of DNA-templated transcription. Gene Ontology annotation, molecular function: nuclear retinoic acid receptor binding. NCBI's taxonomy places the organism in Eukaryota, Metazoa, Chordata, Actinopteri, Gymnotiformes, Gymnotidae.
AUAGCUGGCUUCUCUCACGCGGUUUGGGAAAUACUGCUACAGUUUAUAGCUAUAAUCUAGCGUGUUAAUACUGAGGCACAUUUUAACACAAUUUCUUCAAGUGGAAUGUCUACAGCUGCUCGUAAUGGAGAACGGAACGGGAGUUUACUACCAGGCAAUGCCUGCCGUGGGACCUAAUGGGAAAAAUAUUAUGAAGCUGAUUCCAGUUCAAAAAGUCAAUGGGCAGUUUGUUCGCACACAGGUACACGGUGCAAAGAAUGACACGCAAGCUAAGGUUUGUUCUCAGCUUGCUCACAUAUCUUGUGAGUCUUCAGCGCAGAAUAAACUCCCUACACUUCAGGCCAUAGGAGAUGGACGUUAUAUUUUAAGAACACCAUCAGUUAGUAACACACUUGUUAACUCUGGGGAAAGUCAACAGCAAGGAGCUAAGGAUGUAUUUAAAAAGCCUAUCAAGCAAGUACAAGUCUCGCAAUCCGCUCCAAAAUCGGCAGCAAACGCAUUGCAACCACCUCUUGGGAAUGAAAAUAAUAAUGUAGCUGUAAUUAACAGUCCACAGCUGCCAGUGAAUGUGAACUCAUCCGUCUUCCCUGGACAUUACCUUCAGAUCCCUCCUAAUGCUACAGUUAGAACUCUUCCUGCCUCUGCACUACCACAGUUCAUUAAAAAGAGAAUAUGCAACUCAGCAAACGUUCCACCGAACCCCGUGAAGGGUUCACCAACAGUUAUUUAUGUUUCUCCAGUCAACUCACUGAAAUUAGGAUCCAAUCAACAGCUACCCUGUCUCACAAAAUCAAGUGAACUCUCCCAAACCUUGAGUUACAGUCCUACCACAAGCUCUGGGGAAAGUCAGAACACUUCUUCUGCAUCCAACUCCAAGACUACCCAAGGAGACACCACACCGAUGAAAUGGGUGGUCCAAGAAGGUACAGGAUGCACUGCACCAUAUCUCAUUCCAGUAACCUCCCCCAGCGUGACCUCAGACAUCUUAAAAGUUGUCAAGCAAAUGGAAGCAGAGAGGUUGGCGAAGGCAGCAAAAGAACCCACAUCUACGACCAGCCAGGAAAAAGUUCAUCCGGGAAAGGACAAUGCCCUUGUCAUGUACAAUGGAAAAGUUUACUUUGUGGCUAAGAAAGAUUCCGAGAUCUCCAAGGAUGUGAUCACGGGGGCGGGAAACAGGCCGAAUAAGAGAAAAUCUGCCCAGCCCUCUUGUACUACAGUAGGAACGAGUACAUCAAAUAAGGCUCAAAAGAAAGUCAGUAAACCAGCAAAUGAAAUAAUUGAUCUUUGUGGUGAAGACGAAGAGGGCUCCACAUGCACAAGACCGGAUAGAAGGCUUGGACUGAGUGAGGCGGAGGUUCAGAAUGACGACGACUCCAAUGUAAUAUUUGUGUCAUACAGGCCACCGAAGUCGGAGCCUGAGGCCAGCCUUAAAAUCCCAGAGGCAGCUCCUGAGACUCCACAGAGCAGCUGUGGCAAAGGUGUGAACAGCCCUGCUGGUGACACAGUGAAUAUGGCUGUAGACGUCCAGAAAAGCAGUACACUCGUCACUGGAGCAAACCUUAAUCUGGAAUGUCAGGAUGUGCUCGAAAAUGUUCAGCAAAGAGUGUCUGUGUCACCACAACCAAAGGUCAUUUGCGGUCAAGGAACUGACGUCACUGAUGGGGACUCGGCUCGUCUGUGUACAUUGGACACUGAAGCCGUCACUGAAGGAUCUUUAAAAAAGCCAGCCUCGGGCCAGAUAUUCCAGCGGAAGAGUGACUCUGAACUCAGACAGAUUUUUGGGAUUACUUCUGAUGUAAGGAUUUGUUUGCAAAGGACAAAUCUGACUAGAGAGGCAGACCCACAAGGCCAGAGAAGGUCCAUGAACAAACGCACACUGGAGGGCAUCCGCAGAUUCAUUCACCAAGCACAGACCGAGACAAAAGCCAAACGUCUGGUUCAGACUCAGGUGUCCACCCCCAAAUUGGCAGAAGGAAGUGGGCCAAAAAAUGGCAAGAGACAGAAGUUGGAGCAGCAUGGGUGCAGUUCUUCAGACAGUACCGCAUUCGUUAUCACACAUUCCUCACCUCACCCCAGCAGUCCAGUAGAUUAUGAGGAGGACAAGCAGCUUGUGCCCUCUGCAAACGACGAGGUUUCGCAGACCUGUCAGCAGAAAGGAACUUGCUCCCGUGCUGGUGCUUGUGAAAUAGCAUAUCAAACUACAGAGUCACUUGGUUCCUCUUCGUCCUCCUCCUCCUCCUCUUCAGCGACGAGUUAUGUCAGCAGCGGGGCUCGUCCCCCUGUCUCGCGAAAGACCCCGGCCCGAGUAAGUAAGGGAAGCGGGAGAGUGUGCACGGCGUGUCCGUGUGGGACUAAGGUAGGGGCUGUGAGCGCCAUUCCAUCACCGAAGCCGGCUCCGCCUGCAGCGGUCGACCCGUCUACAGAGGCAGUUGUCGUGAGCGAAUUGAGCGCAGAUUGUCCUAGAGGUGAAAAAGUAGUGGAGAGUCCCAUUUCAAGCUCUCAAGACAGUAGCGGUGUGUCAGAUCAGGCUGGAGACGGAGUACACAGCAGCCAAGUGUACCUCGGCGCCGUGCUCUCUGACGGCACAGGCGCUUCACAAAAUGCUACCAGCCGUGUCGAGGGUGCCAGCCAACCAGACUUGUCUUUAAAAGAAAUGACGUGCAGCAGAACGUCUGGUGCUGUUACAGGCUGCGAGACCUUUGCGCAGGGCUCAGAACACCAGCUCAAAACUGCCCCACAGGAGACGUGCACACCGAAAAAGGGAGAGGAAACGGUGCCUUCCUCCUCAGCUGGACAAGCGAAUGAUGCGGGUGACGGUUUUUCUAAUACGUUUUUGGCCUCUUUGUUGCUGGACCCUGAGGAAAUAAAGCGACAAGAGCGAAUCAGACGCCUCAAAAACAUCCUGAGGGAGAAGGAGGCUGCCCUGCAGAAGCUGAGGCAGAACAUGUGAGAGAUAUCCACACGCCACUGGAUGUAAUGUGGGUAUCGGCCAUCAUUAGACUUGCCGUGGGAGGCCAGAUGUUGAGGGAACACCCAUUUGUUAAACAUGAAAUUGCUACUGGUGAAAAGCAGUUUGUCUUAUGUACCCUUUUAAUUAACUGAUUAAAUAGUGUGUACUUGCAAGGUGCUAUUUUGCAUCAGCUUUAAAACAAACAAACAAACAAAAAAGGUUCUGUAUUUUAAAUAUAUUUUGUCGUAUUUAAAGCUAUCGAUGUUCUGUAUGUUUAAUUGUCAUACAGUAUGUUUUUUAUUAGAUUUAGAUGCUUCACUUGGGAAUUGGUAUUCUUUAAAAUUUUUAUUGGCCAAAAGAAAGAUUGUAAAGUAUGACUGUAAUUGUACCUUGAAUUGACUUUCUGAAUUGAGAACUGUCAAAGAUAUGUAUAGUUUAAAAUCGUCAUUUACACGUUCAUUUAAUAAAUGAGAAAAUGUACCUUUCUGAAGGCAUGUGUACACAGUGCAACAAUUAAUCAUUUUUGCAUGCCUGCACAUAUUGCAAACAAAAAUUUCAUUUUCACUUAUGGAUGACUUCGGAUGGUCCUGCAAUUUUUAUUACGAUGCGAAUUAAAAAUUGUUUAAACAGUUUA